Molecule: messenger RNA, 2162 nt
Organism: Neocloeon triangulifer
Lineage: Eukaryota; Metazoa; Arthropoda; Insecta; Ephemeroptera; Baetidae
Product: G2/mitotic-specific cyclin-B2-like
Exons: 6
Coding region: 207-1607 (466 amino acids)
Biological process (GO): mitotic cell cycle phase transition; regulation of cyclin-dependent protein serine/threonine kinase activity
Cellular component (GO): nucleus; cyclin-dependent protein kinase holoenzyme complex; cytoplasm
Molecular function (GO): cyclin-dependent protein serine/threonine kinase regulator activity
Source: RefSeq, a predicted model, not a curated record
UCAUUAGUGCGGCAAGUUGCAUUGUUGAAGGAGAGAAACCGUUGGAACGAACGUCGUGCUAAAAGAAAGUCGCAAGAAUCUUCGAAAAUUACUGGAAAAAAGCCAUUUUUCGUGGAAAAUCGGACUAGUUGUCGAUAUCUGCGGCAAUAUUACAGCUAGCAGCUCACUUUUUUUGUCGUUUCUUGUCGAAAAAACAGCCAAAAAGAAUGGCAGAAAACGCAAGGCCUGUUCGCGUCACUCGCCGCAACUUCCAAUCGUCGGGUUUGCUGAAGGAAAAUGUCUUGGCGAAGGACGCCGUCACCCGCAAAGUUGCACCUUUGCAACAUGUGCGCAGCACCCUGGGCGAGAUCAGCAACAAGGCCACCGUCCAAAUGGUUACCAUCGGCAAGGGAGGAGGCCUUACCCUGAACAAACCAAACGCCAAUCUCAAGGAAAAUGCCCCACUGGCUAAGCCAAAGCUGACCCUGGCUAGCAAGGCCACGUCAAAACCAGUCGCUGAGCAGAAACCCGCUGGUCUGAGUGUGAGGGAAAAACCAGCCGCAGCUAAACCAGGCAUCCUGCGCCGCGUCACUAACAUCAUGACCAACCAGGCCGUCCCUCAGACCAAACCCAAGGUGUCUUUGGCUGCUCCCAAGCCUGUGGUCAGGGUCAAGCCUAGCAUUCUGCAGGUUAAGCCUAAAGAGGAGGCCCCUAAAGUGGAAAGUACGAAGAACAAGCCUGACUUCAGUGGCUUCUCGAACGAGCAAAUCAAACAACUGGAAAAGCUGGACACAAGGGACAGAGACAAUGCCCAGAAUGCGGCUGAUUAUGUGGGGGACAUCUACUCAUACUUGAGAGAACUUGAGGUUACCUACAGUGUCCCCAUGGGCUACAUAAAGCAGUGCAAACAAAUGACGUUCCACAUGCGAGCUGUGUUGAUUGACUGGAUUGUUGGUGUGCACCGCCAGUUCAAACUCACCCCUGAGACCCUAUACCUGACUGUUGCCAUUUUUGACCGCUACAUGCCGACUGCACUGGCAACUCCAAAGUCACAGCUGCAACUUGUUGGAGUGACCUGCCUGCUGCUCGCUGCCAAGUACGAGGAGAUCAUGUGCCCGACCAUUGGUGACUGCGUCUACGUGACUGACAACACUUACAACAAAAAGCAGGUGGCUGACAUGGAAAUGAAGAUCCUGUCCGCUCUCAACUUCAACAUCGGCCGGCCGCUGCCUCUGCACUUCUUGCGGCGCUUCACCAAAACCUCUGACGCCACCUACGAGGACCACUGCACGGCCAAGUAUUUCAUGGAGCUGCUGUUGGUGCGGCACGAGUUGUGCCAUGUGGCACCCUCCCUGCAGGCGGCUGCCGCCCUCUGCCUCUCCCUCCUGCUCAACUCGGAGGAGGAACAACCCACCCUUGCCCAAAUGUGGACCCCCACCCUCCAUUUCUUCUCGGCAUACAGUUUCGCUGAGGUUGAGGCGGCCGUCAAGUUGGUGGCAGCUGUCGUAGUCAAGGGUCACACUUCUUCCCUUACGGCUGUGCGCAAGAAGUAUUCUACCAAAAGCCAGGCUGAGAUAAGCCAGUUUGUCGAAGGCAAACUGGAAAUGAUCAAGUCACUCAUUCAGUGAAUGCUGAUAUCCUUGUUGCUUUUUCUAAGUGAUGCUCUUUAAUGUUAACUUUUUCUUUGACUUCAUGAAAAGUAAGCAAAUGUUAUGAGCUGCAUUACAAUUCAUUUUUUUAUGUACAUAAUAUUUUGACCCCCCCCCUGUAAUCAAUUGUUUUAUUGUAUUUAUAAUACUACCAUGCAUUUUGUAAAACAUGACCAGAGCCGUGGCAAUUAUAUUAUGUAAGUCGCGCUUCUGUGACUGUUCUAUUUUGUGUCAAUUUUAUUUUGUAACUUGCCCCCACCAUUGAACUACUAUUGCUAAGAUUGUAAAUAGCUCGAGAUGAACCAGACUGGGUUUAAGUAUUUUUGCACCGAAAUUGUAAAUAGCGCUGCAACAUUGUAUUUUAUAAUCCUUAAACGUGCACCAGACAUUAUGUCGGUAAAAAUGACACGUAACUCGAUUGGAUGUUGCCUACUUAAACUAAAAACUACUAUUGAUAACAGUAAUAAACUUUGAUCACUUGAUUAACAUCAGGAUGUUCUAAAGAAAUAUAAAAAUAAAUAAAAAAAUAAAUAA